This is a messenger RNA of Pelobates cultripes (western spadefoot toad), 220 nucleotides long. Lineage: Eukaryota; Metazoa; Chordata; Amphibia; Anura; Pelobatidae. The record is from the annotation of a GenBank genome assembly.
AUGAGGGGGUGCUCUGGAGGCGAUGCACGUGGGUGGUGGGGCCAGGCGGGAUGCUGCUGCGGCGGCCUUGGGGCCUGCUGGCCGGAUGCUGCGGCUCUGGGACUGUGCCAUACUGAGAAGAGGGAGCCACCUCCUCUGAGUUUUGAGGGGGGCCUGGAGGUGGCUGUCACCGACACCGUGAGCACGAGUGGAAUGGACUGCGACGACCCCUGGCAAACCG